GAUGCCAUGACGUUAGUGGCCAAACUAGAUAACGUUAAAAACAUUACCAGCUUGCUCAAAGCUAUCCAUUUCAAUGAGCUUGCAACCUGUUUUCUCAGCAGCAACGGUAUAAAAGUAACUGUCGAAGAAGCUCAUUGUGUUCAAGCUAAUGCCUUUAUCCAAGCUGCUAUCUUUCAAGAAUAUUCAUGCAAAGAAGAUGGAGAAAUUUUUACUAUUAAUUUGACUGUAUUGUUGGAAUGUCUAUCCAUCUUUGGCAAUUCGUCUCCAAACACAACAGCUGCAAUGAAAAUGUGUUAUAAUGGCUAUGGAAAUCCAUUAAUACUGAUGCUAGAAGAAAAUGAAGUUCUUACAGAUUGUAACAUUCAGACUCAAGAAUCUUCGGAAAUCUUAGAUUUCAAUUUCUUAAGUACCAAUGUUAUUAAUAAAAUUAUUAUGAAGUCAGAAUGCCUGAAAGAAGCAUUUAGUGAGCUUGAUAUGACAAGUGAAGUGAUAGAAAUCCUUAUGUCUCCAACAACACCUUAUUUUCGCUUAUCAACUUUUGGAGAUUAUGGCGAUAUUCAUUUUGAUUAUCCAAAAGAUUCCGAAAUGGUAGAAUCUUUCGAAUGCCGUCAAUUACAAAUUAACAAAUAUAAAAUUACUCUGAUAAAGCCUUCAGUGAAAGCCUUAACAUUAUCCAGCAAGAUAUCAAUUCGUAUGGAUAAUCGUGGAUUUUUAUCUCUGCAAUUUAUGAUUCAAAAUGACGAUAAUCAAAUAUCAUUCGUUGAGUAUUUAGUAAGUUCUUGUUUCAACAUUGGAUCUUCUUUGACUAAUCAUGAUGAUAAACAAUUGAUACUACAUCAUUAG
This is a messenger RNA of Trichoplax adhaerens, 843 nucleotides long. RefSeq lists its product as uncharacterized. Gene Ontology annotation, molecular function: 3'-5' exonuclease activity. Gene Ontology annotation, cellular component: checkpoint clamp complex; nucleus. Lineage: Eukaryota; Metazoa; Placozoa; Uniplacotomia; Trichoplacea; Trichoplacidae. The record is from RefSeq and is a predicted model, not a curated record. Gene Ontology annotation, biological process: DNA damage checkpoint signaling; DNA repair. The transcript has 7 exons. The annotation marks the transcript as partial.